AUGGCCUCCGCAACCUCCUUCCGUCACGACAUCCUAGGGAUCCCCAAAUCCAGCGCCUCGCCCAAAGACUCCGUCCUCGUAAUCAUCGACGCCCAGAACGAAUACGCCAAAGGCAAGCUCGCCGUCUCAAACCUCGAUUCCUCGCGCGCCGCCAUCCGGUCCCUGCUCGACAAGUACCGCCAAGCCGACGGCAAGAUCGUGCACAUCCUGCACUCUGUUCCGGAAGGUGCCCCCGUCUUCACGCCCGGCACGGAGCUCGAGAAGGAGUUUGAUGAGCUCGAGCCGCAGGGUAAUGAGAAGGUUAUUGUGAAGAAGUAUCCCGGCAGCUUCGCGGAGACGAGCCUUAGGGAUGAGCUGAAGAGCUUGCCGGACGAGGCGCCGGGCAAGAUCGUGCUGUGUGGGUAUAUGGCGCAUGUGUGUGUUAGCACGACGGCGAGGGAGGCGCAUCAACUGGGGUAUGAUGUCGUGCUGGCCGAGGAUGCCAUCGGGGAUCGUGACAUCCCGGGCGCGAGCGGCGAGGACGUUACGAGGAUGGUUAUGUUGGAGCUGGCUGAUAUGUUUGGAACUGUGGUGAAGAGCGAUGAGAUCAAAUAA
Molecule: messenger RNA, 594 nt
Organism: Coniosporium apollinis CBS 100218
Lineage: Eukaryota; Fungi; Ascomycota; Dothideomycetes
Exons: 1
Coding region: 1-594 (197 amino acids)
Source: RefSeq, a predicted model, not a curated record